ACACCCCACACCACCUCCACCACUACCACCACCGCCACCAAAGUAACCCUCUGCCUCUGAUUCUGCUUCCGCCUCCGCCUGAGAAGAGCUGAACAGAACAGCCUUUCUCAUCCUUUGCUACCCUAACCUUUCUCGCUCAAAACUGCUGCUCCCCCAUUUCCUCCAGUUUUUGCAUGGCAGUGACCUUACUGGCGCAUGGGGUAUCUGACCUCUGUCUCGGCAAGCCAGCGCUGAGGUCCCUCUCGGUCACCACUACCAUUGCUGAUGCACUUGAGGUCCUGAGAAACUCGGACGACAACUCUGUCAGCAUUUGGGGUUGCAAACACAAGGCCGGCUUUGGCUCUGGCGCCGCCACCGCCACCGCCACCGCCGACGACGACGACGACGACUGCCGGUGUAUAGGCAAAAUUUCCAUAGUGGAUGUAAUCUGUUACCUUUGUAAAGAAGAAAGCCUCAAAUCACCAUCUGCUGCUCUGAACGCGCCGGUCUCUGUUCUCCUGCCGGAAAUUUCCGGCCUUGUUAUGCACGUGGAACCAUCCUGCAGUUUGUUGGAAGCCAUUGAUUUCAUACUAAAAGGAGCACAGAAUCUGGUAGUUCCCAUCAAAACCAGGCUGAGUAGCCGGAAGAAGCAGCACCAGAAGCCGUCGGCAACCGCUACCAUCCACGGCGGCCGUGAAUUUUGCUGGCUAACCCAAGAAGACGUGAUCCGGUUCUUACUGAGUUCAAUCGGGCUUUUCUCCCCAAUCCCGGCCCUCUCCAUCGAAUCUCUCGGCAUCAUUAGCCCCGACGUCACCACCAUCGACUACCACUCCCCUGCCUCCGCUGCUGUACCAGCCAUUGCCCGCUCUCUGGCGGACCAAACCUCUGUCGCCGUGGUGGAUUCUGAUGGGACUCUGAUCGGCGAGAUCUCCCCCUACACGCUAGCCUGUUGCGACGAGACGGUCGCGGGAGCCCUCACCACUCUCUCCGCCGGGGAUCUCAUGGCCUACAUUGACUGCGGUGGGCCACCGGAGGACCUCGUCCGGGUUGUCACCGCUAGGCUGAAGGAGAGAAACCUAAACGGAAUGCUGGACUACUUCACCACCUCACUCUCUUCCACCACAUUAUCCUCCUCUUCAUCCGAUGAAGAGUCUACCGGUCGGGUUUCCCCUCUAGGCAGAUCACUACGGCACAGUAGGUCAAUGAGUUACUCAGCCAGGAUGGUCCGGCGGGCAGAGGCCAUAGUCUGCCACCCCAAGAGUUCCCUGGUUGCUGUGAUGAUUCAGGCAAUUGCACACAGAGUCAACUACGUUUGGGUGAUAGAAGAGGACUGUAGCUUGGUCGGAAUCGUCACUUUCUCCGACAUGUUAAGGGUUUUCCGGGAACAUUUAGAGGCCAUGGCCUAAAAAAGGAUGAGAAGCUUUUGUUAUUUAAUUUCAUGGGGGGGUUUUUUGCUUGUCAUCUGUUGGUGUUGAGCUUUUAGAUGCUGCUAACAAGGGUGAAAAGAAAACAGAGGAUAGCUAGUUGCAGCAGAAAUAAGGUUAAUUUCAGGAAACUUGUGUGAAUAUGGAGUUCUUUUUUUUCUGGGUUUUUCUUUUUGAUUUUGUUUGGGAAAGUGGAAUGGAAUGAAGGGUUUGCUAUCUG
Messenger RNA from Rubroshorea leprosula, 1623 nucleotides. The record is from the annotation of a GenBank genome assembly. Lineage: Eukaryota; Viridiplantae; Streptophyta; Magnoliopsida; Malvales; Dipterocarpaceae.